AUGGCCGAGACACUGCCAACUCCAAGGGCAACGCCGGAGGUGGAAGAAAAGAUGCCCAUCGACAUUGCUGGGAACCAUCUGGAAGCCGCGCUCGAUGAGCUGCUGAAACGCUACCUUCUGCUCCUCGACCAAUACACCCAGGCUCGCCAGCAGCUCUCAUCUGACCUCUCCUCCGGCUAUAUCUCUCUCGCACAAGCAAACUUCAACCCUUCGAGCCGCGUCCGCUAUGGUCAGGACUUCUACGAUGAGCGUAUGCAGGCUCUGCGGCGGGUAACCAUAGGAGAGACAGAGUCGAAACUACAUAGAUCCAUCCGCCUGCUCGAGCCUCCCGAAGAACCCACCAGCGAUGAGACAAAAACGAAGACUGCUGAUGCUACGGACAACAAAAAAGAGGGCACGGAUAAGAAUUCCACGGAAGAAGCUCCCGUCUCAGUUGCCGAGCUUAGCCUUGAUCCCGAUGCGAAAAAUACAGCCGAAUCCCCGGAAGCACAACCUGGAGAAGCCAGGGAACCGCCCGGUAGCAAUGUGGAUGGCAACGGGAACAAGAGAGACGAUUCUGAUAAAAUAAAAGAGAAGGAAAAGGCCAGCAAGAAACCUCGGACAGACGAUCCAAUCCGCUGGUUCGGCAUCUUCGUGCCACCUGCUUUACGCAGCGCCCAGGGUAGUUUCAUACGUGCGGUGGAGGGCCCGGUGCCGAGGCUUUUGGACCUAGCAGCGGAGAUGAGGGAGCUAGAGAUCGAGAUCGGGCGGGCGAGGAAGGCAAUUAGGAAGAGCGCGAAUUAA
Molecule: messenger RNA, 783 nt
Organism: Lasiodiplodia theobromae
Lineage: Eukaryota; Fungi; Ascomycota; Dothideomycetes; Botryosphaeriales; Botryosphaeriaceae
Exons: 3
Coding region: 1-783 (260 amino acids)
Biological process (GO): vacuolar proton-transporting V-type ATPase complex assembly
Cellular component (GO): extrinsic component of endoplasmic reticulum membrane; Vma12-Vma22 assembly complex
Source: RefSeq, a predicted model, not a curated record